AUGUACGGAUCAGUGAUCGGAGCAAAAACUCCUUUUCCGGCGUUAUUCACCAAAAUAUCCAACCGUUUGAAUGCACUGAUCGUACUGUCAAUCAGUCGUUUACAGUCCACGUCUUUACUCACGUCUGCCAACACUUCCAGUGGUUUCAGGCCUUUGGGUGAAACGGCCGCACAUUGUUUGGCCACUUCUGACAAGUUUGGUGGUAUCGGCGCCGUCACUGCUGUCGAGUUCGCCCGAUAUGGGGCUCAAGUGGUGAUCACCGGUCGUAAUGCCGACAACUUGUCAGAAGUGGCCAAACAAUGUGCGGCCGUUUCACCCAAAGGCCUGAAACCACUGGAAGUGUUGGCAGACGUGAGUAAAGACGUGGACUGUAAACGACUGAUUGACAGUACGAUCAGUGCAUUCAAACGGUUGGAUAUUUUGGUGAAUAACGCCGGAAAAGGAGUUUUUGCUCCGAUCACUGAUCCGUCUGUUCUCGACAAAUACCAGGAAGUGAUGGACACAAACCUGCGUUCAGUCGUCUAUUUAACACAUCUAUCGGUCGAACACUUGGAGAAAACUAAAGGCAAUAUAAUUAACAUAUCGAGUGUUGCGGGACUUAAACCGUCCGCCAGAGGGUAUCUGUACUCUAUGUCAAAGUGUGCACUCGAUAUGUUCACCCAAUGUCUAGCACUAGAGUUGGGCCCAAAAGGGAUUCGCGUUAAUGUUAUUAAUCCGGCGGCCGUCAGGACUAACUUCCUUCAAGCCGUGGGCCUAACGAAAGAGCAAUCGGAGGGCUUUUAUAGUAGAUUGAGUGGCCAAUACCCGGUCGGACGGGUCGGUGAGUCCAUAGACAUCGCGAACGCCAUACUCUUCUUGGCCUCAGACGAGGCCUCGUUUGUGACGGGAAUCCAAUUUGUGUCCGACGGCGGGGCUCUCAACGCUCCCUUAUAA
Molecule: messenger RNA, 933 nt
Organism: Medioppia subpectinata
Lineage: Eukaryota; Metazoa; Arthropoda; Arachnida; Sarcoptiformes; Oppiidae
Source: the annotation of a GenBank genome assembly